AAACAAUCCAUCACCAUCAUCUUUGCUUCGUCGACAACGCGCGCGUUUUGUCGCUCUCCUCGCUCUCAGUCUGUUACCAGCAGCUUAUCUGAGCUCAAAACAACAUGACUGAAAGCAAAAUUAUCCACAACAGACACAAAGACCGCUACUAGACGCAUAGUAAAACUAGUCUGCUUCCUCUCUCGAAAUCAAUUCCUUUUAUAGAUGUAGGCAGAGCCUCUUUAGCGCUCAACCUGCGCGUCAAACGCAACGCUUCUGAUGGGCCAAUCCGGAAAAUGUAGACACACACACGCCACAUCUUCACAAUGAUCCGCUGAGCAGGGUGUUCUUCAGCGGUUCCCCAUAUUUACAUUUCUCUCAGUUCACUGGAAAUUAAGGGCUCUGACAGGUCGGGAUGGGGAAUCUGAUAAAGGUUCUCACGCGAGACAUCGACAACAACGCAGGGAACUUUUUCCUGGACUUUGAAAAUGCCAAGCCCACAGAAGCGGAGAGAAGGGUUUGGGAGGAGGUCAAUGGGGUGCUGAGAGAGGCUGCGAUCAUUCUUCAGGACCUGCAGUCAUACAGCGGAGCCGGUGAAGCCAUCAGACAGGCCAUACAGCAUCCCAGUGAUGAGCGUGUGCAGGAGCAAGCGUGGGCCGCUGUGGUCCCGCUGGUUGGCAAACUAAAGAAGUUUUAUGAGUUCUCACUAAAACUGGAAGACACUCUGCAGAACCUGCUGGAGUACCUCACCAGCUCACGCUGCAGCCCAACUCAGCAUCUGGAGCAGGAGCAGGCUCUGGCACGCCAGUUUGCUGAGAUUUUACAUUUCACGCUGCGCUUCGAUGAGCUCAAGAUGACCAACCCGGCCAUCCAGAAUGACUUCAGCUACUACAGAAGAACCCUGAGCCGCAUGCGCAUCAUCAACCAAACUGCAGAGGAGCAUAAUGAGGUCGACAACGAAUUGGCCAAUCGCAUGUCUCUCUUCUACGCCAAUGCCACGCCCAUGCUGAAAACGUUAAGCGAUGCCACGACUAAAUUUGUAUCAAAGCAUGCAGAACUACCUGUAGAGAACACAACAGAUUGUCUGAGCACGAUGGCAAGUGUGUGUAAAGUCAUGUUAGAGACACCGGAGUACCGCAGUCGUUUUGCCAGUGAGGACACAGUGUUAUUCUGUCUGCGUGUGAUGGUGGGAGUGAUCAUCCUUUACGACUAUGUUCAUCCGGCUGGAGCAUUCGUCAAAUCCUCCAAAAUCGAUAUGAAAGGAUGCAUUAAAGUUCUGCGAUAUCAGCCGGCCAACAGUGUGGAGGGGCUACUCAAUGCCCUCAGGUACACAACGAAACAUUUGAACGAUGAGUCUACCUCCAAGCAAAUCAAAAACAUGUUACAAGCUUGACCGUUUCUGCCGUAAAAAGUAUUACUUCUCAAAUAGACUGGACGAGACGCUUCCACAGUUUUAACUCGACGGGAAUAGCCAUGUGUCAUGUGGCAGCUACUGUUAUCAGUCUGUUUUUUACUGUUGUAGUUUGUUUUCUAUUUUACUCUGAUAGACUUCAAGUCAUGUGUGGCCUUUAGAUUUCAAAGACGCUUCUUUUGUUGUGUUCCACAAAGAGGAGCUUAAUUCAUUCCCUUCCCGUGUUUCCUACAGUUUACUGAGUGCUCAGGCAGGAAAACAACAAAUAUUGCAUUUCGCUUUUUAUAAAUGAGAUAAUUUACUGUGAUUUUUUUUUUACAUUUUUUUUAUUAUUAACAUAAGUCUUUCAUAUUGAAUAAAGCUAUUUUAACCAAGUGGACUGUGAAUGCUUGACAGGAAAGACUCGCAUCAUUAUACUUUUACUCUCACCACAUGAAAAUGUAAGCUGACUAAAUAAUUUGUUCUUAACCCACAUCCUCUUGCUUCAAUUGGUUCAGUAUUAUUCAUCCCUCCGCUACUCCAGAACAUCAUAGUAUAAUAAAGACUCUUUCCAGGCA
Messenger RNA from Danio rerio (zebrafish), 1947 nucleotides. It is a transcript of the gene cyriba, whose product is annotated as family with sequence similarity 49 member Ba. NCBI's taxonomy places the organism in Eukaryota, Metazoa, Chordata, Actinopteri, Cypriniformes, Danionidae. The record is from RefSeq and is marked validated. Gene Ontology annotation, molecular function: small GTPase binding. Gene Ontology annotation, biological process: regulation of actin filament polymerization. Gene Ontology annotation, cellular component: membrane.